This is a messenger RNA of Juglans regia (Persian walnut), 835 nucleotides long. RefSeq names its product protein cornichon homolog 4-like. The transcript has 4 exons. Gene Ontology annotation, biological process: vesicle-mediated transport. The record is from RefSeq and is a predicted model, not a curated record. Bases 247 to 657 code for a protein of 136 amino acids. NCBI's taxonomy places the organism in Eukaryota, Viridiplantae, Streptophyta, Magnoliopsida, Fagales, Juglandaceae.
CUCACUUCUCACUCGGACCCCUCGGCGCUCCGCGUUAUUCAGCGUCCCCGACUCCACAAUCUUGAGUCUUGACCAUCCAACCUCUCCUCCUUCGAUCUUCUUCCUUUAGCCUCUCUCCGCGCCUGGCGCAUCUAUUGGAACUCCCUGUUAUCGUCUGCACACUACCUUCUCGGAUUGCUAUUGACGCAUUGAGCUCGAAGAGAAAUCGGAUAGGACAGAGAUAGAUAGAGGUGAAGGUGGAGGAGCAUGGGUGAUCUGUAUUCGUGGCUCAUCUCCUUCUUCUUCCUCAUAGCCCUACUCGUCGUCGUCGUUUACCAGCUUAUGUGCCUGGCUGAUCUUGAGUUUGAUUAUAUCAACCCCUAUGACUCUUCGUCACGAAUCAACCGAGUGAUUUUGCCCGAAUUCAUUGCCCAAGGAGUGUUAUGCUUGUUCUAUCUUGCAACAGGGCAUUGGUUUAUGUCACUGUUUUGUGUCCCAUACCUAUACUACAAUGUGAGACUGUACUUGCGAAGGCAGCACCUGGUAGAUGUCACCGAGAUAUUUAACUUGCUCCAUUGGGAAAAGAAGCUGCGGCUUUUCAAACUCUUCUAUCUCAUAUUUCUACUCUUUCUCUCCAUAUUCUGGAUGAUUCUAACUGCCUUGGAUGAGAACGAAUAGUUGGUGACUAAUUGCUUAUUUCAUGGAGCAUCUGCUUGAGGUAUUCAGUGCGCAAACUAUUUUGUGGAAGUAUCUGCUGGAUGGGCGAUUAAUUUCAAACAUGUUGUAACUGUAUUAAUUUCAGGGUUUGUAUUUAUUUGAAAUAUAAGUUAAUCUCUUCAGGCUCAGUUUUCAGGAA